Messenger RNA from Hydractinia symbiolongicarpus, 2984 nucleotides. RefSeq lists its product as uncharacterized. NCBI's taxonomy places the organism in Eukaryota, Metazoa, Cnidaria, Hydrozoa, Anthoathecata, Hydractiniidae. The transcript has 7 exons. The record is from RefSeq and is a predicted model, not a curated record. Bases 40 to 1542 code for a protein of 500 amino acids.
UUUCAGUAGAAUAUAUUUUGCGAAACUGGGAAACAUAAAAUGAACACAAUCUACUAUACAUUUUUUCUACUUGCUGUGUUGGCCAGGUUCACAAAUGCUAGUGAGGACGUAUGUAAACAAGUCACAACUUUUGAUGCAGUUUGUAACAAAGAUGGCAUACUAUACAUAUUGUCUGCUAACCCAUGUUACAAUGCGACAGCCAUAGGAGUAACAAUCAUCGAUAUAAAAAACAAGACUUCAUUUCAUGCUGUAACGUUGUCAGAUAUUGAAAAACCAAUUCCAAUAAAUAGUCGUCCAGGUAUGGGUGUUAUUGUGGAAAUGCAUAAAAAACCAGCAAUACAUCCGCACGACUAUAGGAAAGCACAGUUACAUGUAAUGAUGUACUUGGUUGAUAUUGAAAAGUACAGAAAUAACUCAUCUACAGAAACGUUACUUCUUGAACCAUAUUUUUACAUGUUUUAUGAUCAAUGCAAUGAACCACAUCAAGGCAGAGAUAUUAAUACUGGUUUCAAGCCGCAACCUAUCUGCAAUGAUUCUAUUCGUACUGGCGAAUUCUCAACGUUAUGUUGGAUGAAGAAAAGCAAUGGAAAACUAGAAGGGGGUGUAUAUAUAAUUCUCUUCGACGCAUGCGCUGUCCCGUACGCUACAAAUGUGCUUGUAUUUCCAGACACGAGCGAUGAAUUGCUCAAGGUGUAUACAUCUAAUAAAACAGACAAAUAUGUAGGUAAGAAAAACGGUAAUUGUGGACUGCAAAUGGAAAUGAGUUCUCUUGAUGAUCCAGAGAAUUACAAUGUCAAGCUCUAUUAUAACUGCACAUCAGGAGAUGAGUAUGCAUUGAUGAUAAACGAUACAUUUUUUAAUGAACUUGGAAUGAUAUGUCCAUUGGCGAAUUGCACCACCGGUGAUGUAAAUUCUUUGUCACAAUCAUGUUAUGUCCCAUGGAUUUAUGGUGAAGAUGAAUUUGAGUUAUUAGACAUUCGAACAGUGCAUAUGAAUGUGACUUUAGACAUUUGCAAAUCCAAUGUUGAAGUUUUGUUUACUGCGUAUAUGUUGAACAGUUCUUAUGAAUUUCCAUACACUGUGGUGGAGACAUUAAGAGCUGAUCACGAAGAUGAUUGGCAUGAUAGUGAAAAUGCUGUGAUACUCCGUCUUACUAAACCACCAGGUACAUUUGGUACCCCAAUUCCUACUAAUAGAGAUGGAUAUUUAUACCUGGAUAGUGGUACAAUUAGUUUGUAUGUGCAUGAAGAGGAAGAUAUUGGAAUGGUUCAUAUUGUGCUGUUACGUCAUUAUCCUACUCAUUCGGAUGCGUUUCCUCUGUUACAUACAGAAUUUUGGGUCACAAGAGAGAACGUUUGCACAAAGGAGACAGAUUCACAUAAAUCUUUAAAAAUUGGAUUAUCUGUAAUGGUGGUAGUUCUUGUUGUGCUAUUACUUGGUGUAUGCUACAUGUGUCGUAAGCGAAAACAAAGAAAAAGGGGUUUAGGAUUGCCAUCUGAAAUUCAUUUAGGUGAACAAGAACUCGACGAUGUACAUUAUUAAACUGAGUUCGAAUGAGUGAAUAUACGAAGGUUACUGCGAUGACGUAACACAGAAGUUCGCAAUGUUGGGAGUUUGAUAGCAGAGUUGUGAAACAGCGCUUAAAACACUGAUAUUUUUUUACCCAUGUUUUGCUGGCGCCUGAUGUAUUUACUGUAUUGUUAUAUAUUGUGUUGUGUUUUUGCUUAUAAGAUUUCAUGCAUAAACUGCGCAUCUCUGACUAUUUUAGGUCGUUUUUUCUACGUUUCUAAAAAAUACCAUUACUCGUUUCCUAAAUAUUAUAGUUUUUGAAACAAAAUAACGGGUCUAAACACAUCAAAAGGGAUCUGUGUCAAUUUUGAAGUAAAUCAGAAAAGCUCAAAAAAUGCAAAAACGUCGUAGGUCGGUUGUUCGUCGUUUUUUCACAGAAACAAAUAAUUCGGGUAAGGUGUAUCGGUAAGUUCAUUAGCAGGAACUAAUGACUUUCGAACACUCUCUUUGCCCUGUUUGCUUUUCCUUCUCGUUGUUUGCUUUGCAUACGUUCUGAAAAACAUAGAUUUUCGUGCAGAUUGCCACAUGAAGUCAUUGAUAGCCUAACUUUGUUGAUGUAAAGGUUUCUUAUCUGUUAUCGAAUUGUGUUUAUAUAAAAUUUCAUCUGUUAAAGUCGAGUAUAUUAAUUUUUUAUUUAUAUCUAUUAUAUUAUAUUAAUCUUUCUUAUAUAAUUAUACCCUUUUACUGUAAAGACUCGAUUAAGCGCCCUGGGUGGCUUAUUUAAUAUUUUGCUUUUCAGGGAAGGUGCUUACCCAGAAGUUUUUUAAAGGUUUUUUGUUGCCUAAUUGGACAAUCUGUACUUACUACUGAAUAUUGAGUAAGCGCCUCUUUCUUAAAAAUAGCAGGGCGCUUGUUCAAGGAGGGUGCUUGUUCAAGAAGGACGCUCAUUUAAGGAGGGCGCUUGUUCAAGGAGGGCGCUUGUUCAAGGAGGGCGCUUGUUUAAGAAGAGCGCUCAUUCAAGGAGGGCGCUUGUUCAAGAAGGGCGCUCGUUAAGUUGUUAAGCGUUAUAGGGGCUUUCGAUAGGGGGAGUGGAUGCGCUAAUCAAAUUAAACCCGUGAACAAGUUUUCUGGCGGUAGCCUUUUUCUUCUAUCUCGAAUCAAAAAAACACUACAAUAAAAAUCUUUUUGAAUGUAGAAAAAUUAUAUCCAAUUUAUAAAUGUCAGAUAAUCCUUUGCUAAUUGUAAAUUGUUAUUUUUAUAAUUUUGAACAUAUCGUUAGUAUAAUUUUAAUAUAGCUACUUAUUCGCCAAACAAGGCCUUUUUUGUAUGUUUAAGAAUUUAUGGAAAUUACUGCUACAGGAGCUGUUGUAAGCCUGGAGACGUAAGAAUUCGAGUCGUAUCUUUUCAAUUUCGGGAGAAUUUCAAAAUCCUUUAAAUCUUGCUUUUUUUCCUCACAAACGUCUGAAAAUGCACUU